Fragaria vesca subsp. vesca is the source of this 2081-nucleotide messenger RNA. Its product is annotated as protein RCC2 homolog. NCBI's taxonomy places the organism in Eukaryota, Viridiplantae, Streptophyta, Magnoliopsida, Rosales, Rosaceae. The record is from RefSeq and is a predicted model, not a curated record. The coding region runs from base 229 to 1830 and encodes 533 amino acids. The transcript has 16 exons.
AUUCUUCUCUCUCUCUCUCUCUUUCAUCUUCAUCGUUUCCGUCCAGACUCCCAAACCCUAAAUUCCCUCCCCCAUCGAUCUCUCCUCAAACUAGCCGUUACCGUUUCCCUCCAUUUCCCGCCAAUCUUCCCAACCGUUCAUUGGGCUCCGCUUUUUGAAAACUAGCCGUUAGAUCCGCCGCUCCGGUUGUCUGUGAGUUGAGUUUGACCCGCCGGAGUUUGACCUGCAAUGUCUGCGGUCGAGGCGGAGAAGAAGGUCGAGGAAGCUGAGAAAUCGGGAGAGAUUUUGUUCUGCGGCGGUACUUCUUGGGAUAUCGUUGGUCGCCGCAAAGGCGCCGUCGAGGGUAAUUUGGUCUCUCCGACUCGCCUCCGGCCUCUCGUCGGCAUUAAUAUCCGGUACAUCGCCUCCGGCUGCGCUUCGUGUCAUUGUGUGGCAUUGGAUGUGGAAGGGCGGUGCUAUACCUGGGGACGAAAUGAGAAGGGGCAGCUGGGCCAUGGAGAUACGCUUCAGCGAGAUAGGCCGACUGUAGUGUCUGAACUUUCAAAGUACAAAAUUGUUGGAGCUGGAUCAGGGAGGAGUCAUACAGUUGUGGUUACGGAGGAUGGCCAUUCUCUGGCCUUUGGCUGGAAUAAGCACGGACAGCUGGGUUCUGGUUCAGUGAAAAAUGAAAUUGAGGCAUCCCCUGUUCGCUGUCAAGUUUCUGAUGUUAAAAAGGCUACCUGUGGCGGUGACUUCACUGUUUGGUUAUCUUCAGUUGAAGGAGCCUCUAUCCUAACUGCAGGUCUUCCACAGUAUGGGCAACUGGGCCAUGGAACAGAUAAUGAGUAUAACACUAAAGACAGCUCAGUGAGGCUUGCUUAUGAAGCUCAACCACGCCCUAAAGCAAUAGCUUCUCUAGCUGGGGAAACCAUUGUGAAAGUCGCCUGUGGAACAAACCAUACAGUGGCAGUGGAUGCUAACGGCUAUGUAUAUACGUGGGGCUUCGGUGGUUAUGGAAGGCUUGGACAUAGAGAGCAGAAGGAUGAGUUUACUCCUCGUCGUGUUGAUGUUUUCCAGAGGCAAAAUAUUCUGCCUCCUAAUGCAGUGAUAUCAGCUGGCUCAAUGAACUCGGCAUGUACUGCAGGUGGAGGGCAGUUGUAUAUGUGGGGUAAAAUUAAAAGCACAGGUGAUGACUGGAUGUAUCCUAAACCACUCAUGGAUUUAAGUGGUUGGAAUUUGCGUUGCAUGGAUUCAGGUGGCAUGCACCAUUUCGUUGGUGCUGAUUCUUCCUGCAUAAGUUGGGGCCACGCUCAGUAUGGAGAGCUGGGAUAUGGCCCCAAUGGACAGAAGUCUUCUGCAGUACCCAAAAAAGUAGACAUUCUUGAGGGUAUGCAUGUUAUUAGUGUUGCAUGUGGCCAGAACCAUUCCAUGGUCAUUGUUGACAGGACAACUAUUGGGGACCAACUUGAUCAGCUUGAUGUUUAUGAUGGCAAAGCUUCUGCUGAAGGGAGUGAGGAACCACAGAAUGAGGCUCCAGUUACUAAGCCAGCUCCUAAAAAGAGUGUUGCUAAGGCGUCUAGUAAUUCCAAGAGGAAGAAGGCGAAAGAGUCUUCCGAGUCAGAAGAUGAAGAUGAGGAUGAAGACGAAGACGAAGAUGAAGAUGGCAAUGACAGUGAGGAGAGUGAUGAUGAACAGGUCAACGGCAAGAAUUCUAGGCAACGUGGGAAGGCUUCUGGUAGAGGGCGAGGUAAUGGGGCAAAACGUGGACGUGGCCGCCCUCCUUCAGCAAGUAAAAGCCCAAAGCCUGCAGCUGGGAAGACCGGUAAGAGGGGAAGGCCUCGCAAGUCAUAAACUGCAAUUUUUCCAGUCCCCAAAUCGGAAAAAUUUUGUUCUCUCAAUGUAGAGAAGUGUACUCUAUCACAUUGUGGCUGCUCUAUGUGCGCCCUUUUCAAUUGUUUGCGUCUCAUGUACUUUUCAAUUGACGAUUAAAAACACUGGACUACACUCCAUUUUUUAAAAUCCGGCUGAAGAGAAAGAAUGCGAGUGUUAGCUUGUACCGAAUUUUCAGUAAAUUUAUUCUCAUUUUUAAUGUUCCAAUGAAA